CGGUGUGCUUUGCGCUCAGCCGCGUCCUCACGCAGGAAGUGGGUGUGUUAGGUGCGGAUGAGCUCUUUUAUUUGGUUUGUUUUCUCUCUCAGCUGAAGUGUGAGUCAAUCGCAGUGAAGCAUGAAUCUGGAGCGCAUGCCGAACGAGGACAAACUGAACCUGUGCAGGAAGUAUUACCUGGGUGGCUUUGCCCUGCUCCCCUUCCUGUGGCUCGUCAAUGUGGUCUGGUUUUUCAGGGAAGCCUUCAUGAAGCCCGUGUACACGGAGCAGGCGCUGCUCAAAACAUAUGUGAAGCGCUCGGCGCUCGGGCUGCUGUUCUGGGUGGUGGUUCUCACCACGUGGAUCACCAUCUUCCAGCACUUCAGAGCAGAGUGGGGCGAGGUGGCGGACUACCUGUCCUUCACCAUCCCGCUGGGGAUGAGAGAGAGAGAGAGAGAGAGAGAGAGAGAGAGAGAGCGCACCCCAGACCCCUCACCCCACUCUGCCCCUCGGAAUCACGUUGCCAGCUGCUUCAGCUUUAAACAUUUUGGUUUAGUUUUUCUCUUUCUGAAACAUUCAGGGUGUUUCCGCUGAAAACGCAUCCCAGUAGCUUCUAUAGAUAGGUAUGUGUAGUGUGUGCCGCCUGCAUGGUGUUGUCCUGCUCUCUCUCUCUUUGAGUGGGGUUGUAAUGGAGAUCAGAACAGCUGAGCCGGCUUGUAAUGUUGUUCAGUUAAAAGAUGAAAAUGGUGACGCGUUUCAGAUUGGCAGAGUGCGUGUCUUACUAUUAAACUCAUUGUAAAACCAGGAAUGGAUCAAACUGCUUUGCAACGGGAGUCCAUCCCUGAAUUAACUUGUCUAACCACUGGAAACACUGCAGUGGCAGCGAUGGCUAAACCUGGUCUGAUUUGUGCAACAUGGCGCUUCUGCUUCAGAUCCCGUCAUCACUCGUGAAUAACGAGGUGCACAUGCUGAAAUGUGUUAAGAAUGGGCGCUGGGAUUGCUUUGUUUGACUGGAAACUAGAUUGAUCGUCUUUCUUUGUUUCUUAUGGUAAAGUUUUCCAUUCGGAGGACACCUUGUAACAAACCUCAGCCAGGAGUUACACAUGUGAAACGUUGCGUUGUCAAAAGGGUAGGGAGCACACGGUGUAGGCUUGCUUGACUGACUGAUUGAUUGAUUGAUUGAUUGACUGUGAUUGAGUGAUUGAUUUCAGUCAGUAUUCCCUCACAGUCUUCUCUGUGUAUAUUUGAAACCUGUCCAUGUGGCAGUGAUAGUGUGGAAAGAGGUCUUAUUUUACCUGCAGUGUCCUGAAGGAGCUGUGCGAUGGCUUCCAAGGGGGGGGUGCUACGGUACGGGACGCCUCUUCGGGGGAGGUCCAGGGGUUUCGGAGGGGGCGACGGAGAAGGGGAGUCUCUCUGAAACGACCUGAAGGGUUAACAGAAAUACAAACUAUUUCAUAUCGAGGUAAUGAAACACCUGAUAAUGAAAAACACUGAAGAAAAAAAAAUAGUUUUGUCAUCUUACUGUGGUAAAAGCUGACACCUUGUGAAAACUAAAAUAAAACCUGGUAUAUUUACGCA
Messenger RNA from Polyodon spathula (Mississippi paddlefish), 1557 nucleotides. RefSeq names its product gamma-secretase subunit PEN-2-like. Gene Ontology annotation, biological process: Notch receptor processing. Lineage: Eukaryota; Metazoa; Chordata; Actinopteri; Acipenseriformes; Polyodontidae. Gene Ontology annotation, cellular component: gamma-secretase complex. Bases 121 to 573 code for a protein of 150 amino acids. The transcript is spliced from 4 exons. The record is from RefSeq and is a predicted model, not a curated record.